Messenger RNA from Ixodes scapularis (black-legged tick), 3617 nucleotides. RefSeq names its product protein FAM193A. Bases 131 to 3403 code for a protein of 1090 amino acids. NCBI's taxonomy places the organism in Eukaryota, Metazoa, Arthropoda, Arachnida, Ixodida, Ixodidae. The transcript has 19 exons. The record is from RefSeq and is a predicted model, not a curated record.
AUUCUGGGAUAAGAAUUUACGCCAUGUUGGUAGUCGCCGUCUGAAUCUGCUAGUAUUUACAUUUUGCCUGCUAGUGAAGACCUAGAGGAAUAGUUGCGGUCAAGCUUGAAAAUCACCGUCGUGCGCCAGUAUGAGUCCAGUGGAGACGAAGAAAGCCAAGAGGAGAAAAAACAAGAAGGUGGCACGUUCGCCUGCGAAAGCUCCGAUUGAAGGCGUAGGCAUGUCUACUAGAGUUGGCAGUGCUAAUCCCAGUAGUCGCCAAAACGAAAAGGAUGCAGAUCCACUUGGGUUGCCACCAACACUGACUUCUGCUUGUGGACCUAAGGACAGCCUGCCUGCUUGCAUUAUCUGUUCCAAACCCUACCCAGUUGGAUCCCCCACUGGGUUGGAAAACAAAGAUGGAGUGGAUUUUUUUGGGCCGGAAGCUGUUUGGGUGUGCAGUGAAUGCAGAGAUAAUCUGCCUUCGGAGGAACUCUUAGGUGAAGAUAUUGAUCUGUCUGCAUUGAGGGAUGGCACCUUGCCUAAGGAGCUGCUGAACAUGGCUGAUGAGCUAGAGGCCUCAGCGUGCAUGUGUGAGCCGUACCCAGGCUGGAGGGCGCCGGAGGCAGAGGUGGUGCGGGAGCAGCAGGAGCUUCGGCAGUGCUGGCAGGGUGUGAAGCAAGCCCUACACCAAGCCUACCAGCAGGCAGGGCUGAGCCUGGGCGAAGCCCUUGCCCGGCAGGUAGCGGCCUUUCGGGACGAGCGGGCCACGCCCUCGGAAGCCCAAGUGCGCAGCAUGGUGUCACGCUUGCGUCGGCGCGACCCCCAUCGGCUUCUGCAGUGCCUCAAGUACCAGGCGCAAUUGUUCAUUGUCGAGUCACGCCUACGCAUGUUGCACCAUGUGGUGGCUUCCACCACGUCGACGGAAAGCUCCCACGGGUCACGACUCGAGGACUCGCUCGUCGCCGAGUACACCAAGCUGCGGCACGCCUGGGAGGAAUUGAAUCCUCUGCUCGAGGAGCUGGUGACGCUGGACCUUAAUAAGUAUGGCUUGUCCUGGGAGCUAGUGAACAAGUACUUGUUCCAGGCCAUUGUCUAUUCAGACCCUGCUAUUCACAAAUGUCUGCCUGACCUCCUUACACAAAAGCAUUCGGUAAAGUUCAAGCAGGACCACAAGGCAUUGUUGGAGUUAGACAGUGAAAUGGCCCUAACAACUAUCAUCUGGCGCAAAGUUCAGCAGUUGCUGGAUGAGCCUGUUCAGUUUGAGCUUGCAACUCUCCCCAAGCAGCAGCAGAUGCUCCAGGCACAAUGGGAAAGGCUGGCUUCAGGCUGGAAAUCCUUAGACCCAGAGUUUCUUGCCAAGACUGCGGGCCUCCUGGCAGGGGACCUGGCUGCGGAGGAGUGUAGCGGGAUGCACGAGCGACACGCCUGUUGUCUCGGAACCCCGGGGUCGGAAGCUCAGUGUCCUUUCGCCGAGGCGGGGCUUCUGGGGGCAGCUGGGGAGCCAUCUGCCAUGACACACCGGUCGUCUGCGCUGGCGUUGCACGGGGCCCUCUGGGCGCAUGGGGGGGACUCCUGUGGGCCCGGGGUAGACCCCACAACGACAGCGGCACCUCCGGAUGCGUUGGCAGGCACCAGCAGCUCCCUCAAGAAGGCACGCCUUAGGGACACCACGGCGUCGGAGGCGUGCGAGUGCCACGCCUGCACGCCGCUGCAGUGGCCGCCCGCCCCGCCUCUGCCACUACCUCCCCCGAGCCAGCAGCCGCUGAUCCACCCACACCUAUACGGGAGCCCCGGCGUGCCCCGCACCAUCAACCUGGAGCUGGAGUCUCUAGACACGCUGCAGCAACAGGCCUACCUGGCCACCCUGGGGGACUGGGACGACCCGCACUACAAGUUUGGGACCCCUGCACACCCCAGGCACCCGGGCUCCGAGUCUCCCCAGCUCGUGGCCCCGGCCACAAAGCCUUCGUCUGGCCCUCCCCCGGCACCCCGGGCAUCGCCACCGCCGGUCUCCACUCACCGCCACUCGCAGCAAGGGGCAUGCCUGGACUCUGACUGUGAUAAUGCGUUGUUGGAUGGAGAAGACUCGAUGGACGACACAUGCUCGGAGCACAGUUCAUCAACGACAGCCUCCAAUCAACGAGGUACGGGCGAGAGCAGAGUCUGUGACUGUUGCUACUGCGAAGUGUUUGGACACGGGACACCUCCUGUGGCACCUGUCAGCAAAAAUUACCAAGAGAUGCGCGACCGACUACGGCUCAUUCUCAGCAAGCGUAAGGCAGAGGCAAUGCACAUGGCCAAGGAGCAGCAGCAGCAGCAGCAACACCAAGUGCGGCCUGAAGAUGACAGGGCAGUGGAGGAGCUGCUCAGCUACAUCAAUGGCACAGAUGGAGGGGGUGGCAACAAAGCAUCCACAGCACAGGGGGACCCUGCGUCCUCCGACACUGUGGCCAUGUCUGCAGCUGCUGCCAAGGGGGCAGUGGCCAAGAGGCAGAAGCGCAAGACCAAGAGGAGGGAAGAUUGUGACAAGGUCAAGGAAGUUCCAGAAUCAAAAUCCCAUAGCCCUUCACCUAUUUCAAGGCUAAUAGAAGAGGAAUUGGAAGAAUCAAAGGCAACACUGCUACCUCCCAAGGCAGUGCUGAACAGAAAAGAGGCCCGCAAGGAGAAUGGGAUCCGGUUGACCAAAUGUUCCCAGAACAACAACAGCAGCAGCAACACUGCUAGCAGCUGCAACAGCUGUGUUGUCAGCAUUGCCGAACUGGGCGACAAAGUGCGACCAUCCCUGGGUGGCUCCCCUUGCCCCAGGGUCAGCUCAGGCUCUGCCACAAGCCCGGUGUCAAACGGCAGGACCCCUACCACCUCCAUUUCUGGCAAUGUGUUCAUCAUUGGAGGCCCUAGCCUGCCCUUAGAUUCAUCCUUGGAGAAAGGCGAUGCUUCUAAAAUGGCAGCGGAGAAAGCAGAAUUGACCGUGAAGGCGGUGCCUGCUGCUGCAGCUCCAUCACGAAAUCUAUUUAAGAAGCUACCCCAGAAUGGACAGGAGGCUGAAGUCACUGUGAUGGCACUGCCAAGCAACCACCAGCGAAGCAGCGUUGCAGAGCUACUGCCGACUGUGAAAAAGGAUCUAUGCAUUGCACACCAGCUAAAUGGGGCACAGACAAAAAGCAAGAAGUCAAGGAAGAAGAAGAACUCUUCAACUGAUGUUACAUCUCCAGAUGAUGUGUUCUUACCAAAAGACAUUGAUCUGGAAAAUGGAGACUUGGACGAGCUCGAAAGGGAAGUGGAGGCCUUCAAGAGGUUUUGCUUCAAUUCUGUGCCAGUUGCCAACAAAGAAAAGGUCCAUGUUAACCUGAAAGACAUCUUACAGCGAAGAAAGCAAUCCUCAGCUGCCAUGUUGUCUCAAGGCUUGAUGCAGAGGACGUAAAGUUGCCCUGACCUGUCCCACCCCCCCUUUUUUUUUUGUCCGCCCCAUUUUUCUUCUUUAAUGUUGUGACCCAGUCACAACACAAAAUUAGAGAUUGUCAUGUUUUGAAAGUUCAAAUUGAGACAGUUGUGCUUUUUGGCAUGAAGGCAUUGUUGCGUUAUGAGAGAAGCGUCAUUUAAAGCAUGAUGGAAUAAAAUUUCCAGAGCAACACUAA